AUGGCGGGGGAGGGGGCGAACGAGCGCCGGGGACUCGCGGACGCCCUUCUGAGGGCGGGAUGCGGGCUGGAGCCGGCGCUGCGGCUCAUCUCGGACCCCGUGGUCGACCUGGAGCCGGCCAUCGCCAGGGCGCUGGUGAUGGCUUCCAACCGGUGCGAGGGCGAGGGUGCGGAUCCGAGGGAGGGAACAGACGCCGGGCUGGCCGAUCAGCCGGUGUGGCGGCCCGCCCAGUUCGCGGACGCGAUCAAGAGUGAGCGCCCGCGGCUUGAUUGGGGCAGGGUGGCAGCCAGCCUGGACAUCGAUGGCUUCGAGGGCCUGGGGCAGGGCGCGUUCGCGGGCCUGAUGGAGGCCUUCCGGCGCGCCUGUCCCGGGGGGUUCCCCCUGGAGGCGGUGCUGGGGCUGGUGUGGAGGCACCCGAAGGCGCAGCUGGCGUUCCUGCGCCACGCCGUGGCCGCCCCGUCCGAGCUGUUCGAGUUCCGGCCCGACCAGGGCGUGUUCCCAGUCGGCGUCCUAGAGGCCCGGCGGGCGGCCGCCGGGGGCGGUAGUUGCGCCUGGGUGAGCCUAGACCUGCUGGAGACUCUGUACAUGCUGGCCAAGGGGGGCCACGAGCUCGAGGUGCGGCAAAUACUUGACUAUUUGGUCAGGCACUGCAAGGAGGUGCUGCUGGUGGCCCUGGACAGGAUGGGCGUGCCAGAGUGCGCCAUCUUCCAGGAGGCCUACCGCAACCUGAUCGAGCACUUCCUCAGGCAGACAGAGUGCCCCUCGGACUGCAACCCUGAGGAGGUGUGCUCCACGGUGCGGGACAUGAUUUUGGAGUGCGCAACGGGGGUCCAGGAGGCAUCGACCGGCCUUGGGGAGGCCCCCCAGGCGCCCAAUUGUGGAGUUGUGGGCCCUGCAGGUGGGUGCUUAAACGAGGCAUCGAUGCCAGAUGCUCCCUGCCAGUCCACCGACUCCGCUCGGAGCUCCAUCGUCACCUGCUCGUCCAUGCAGGGCAUGUCGAUGGAAACAUCGCUGACAGAGUUGUCAGAGAUGUGGACUGGGUUGGAGCGCAGCGCCAGCAGCGCUAGCAGCACCAUGGGUAGCAGUGACAUGGAUGACAACAAACGUGUGAAGGCUGCAGUGGAAACUGGGGACGACGGUCAGGAUGGGAGUGAGUUGGGAGAUGAUUUUGAACUCAACGUUGCCAUUCCUCCAUGCCUGAACCUUGGGCAUGCUGAGCUCAAGAAGGGGAAGAGCAGACGUGUGGGAACCGGUCGUGCUCGUGGGGCUGGUGCUGGUGGGCUUGGGAGUGUUGCACUGUCAAGCGACCGCUGCCUUAUGAACAAGACGUUGAGAGAAGCAUGCUUGCCCCCCAAUGUGUUGCCACCACAGCACAUCCAAACCCUCCUUGCCAACAUCUUGGAUGACAUCUGUGGAUGUGUAUCCCUGGCAGACAGGAUUCGCAGGGACGUCAAUGGAGAGGACAUGGCAUGGCUGGCAGACUCCCUCCUGGCCAAGUGCAUUGUUCGUUCGGAGCAUCCACACUCUGGCUGCCUGGCCCUGGUCAAUGCUCUUCCGCAGAUGAGGGAGUGUGUGUUGGUAUCAGUUUAUCACUAUAUUUAUGCUUUUCUGCAUUCCAGCACAUUGGCUUCAGACAGUGGCGACCGACAUUUGCUUCGGCGCCUAGGCUCAUGGCUGGGGCAUUUGACACUUGCGAGGAACACGCCCAUAAGGCUGAGGGACCUUGACUUGAAGGCAGUGUUGGAUGAGGCAUGGAGGGAGGACACGCUCCCAAUAGUCCUGCCAUUCCUUCUGGCCGUUCUGAUACCUGCGACGGGGUCCCUGAUCUUUACCGCUGAGAAUCCCUGGAUAGGAGCUGUUCUGGUCGAGCUGGCAGAGGUGCACACGAAUGGCCAUCCAUGCGUGAGACCAGACAUUGAGCGCAUCAUGGACAUUUUUGAUGCGGACUUGCAAAGCUUUGUGCGACGUCAUUCCAGCUAUCAGGGCCAUGUGAGAGGUGCUCCAGUUACUGGCAGCAGCUUUCACCAAAGCCCGUCAUGGUUGGUUUACCAGACCGCUGCCCUACAGCCUACGUACAGUGUUGCGCAGCACCAGGCCAUACAAGUUCAUGGGGUCCAGGGCAGUUCACUUUCAGGACUGAGCACAAGGGCUAGCGUGCCCUCAUCAUCAGUUCUACGGUCAACUUGGGCUCACCAUCGAUGGGGAGAGGCGUCUUCGCAGAACUUGGUGACCAGAGGCAAGCCUGCUUGGCAUCAAACUGGCCUGAAUGUUGACAUGACUGGUGGUUUCUACACGGACAAAUGGCUUCGCCCUGAAUCAGUCCAUGGUUUUCGUGUGACUGAGAAGCCCCGGCCUGGCUUGCACAACAGCAACGGGAACCCUGAUUGGGGAGGCGUAUGUGGAGCAAAGAAAAUUUGUGGCUGCAGGGCCCCUGGUGCAGGCCAACAGAUUGGCAAGUACUGGAAUGGCCUAGGAUGCAGGAGCAACUCUGGGCCCACCAACUGCCUGGAUCUGGAUCGGCGGCUGGCAGCGGUCCGUAGCAGGGGAGGUGUGGCAGGGCCAUCGAACUUGGUGGCAAAUGCUGUUGGUCCAGAGUCUGGUGAAUGCAUGGCUGGCUGUAAGGCUGUUGAUAAUUCCUGGGAGGGUGAGGUUGGACCUAAGCACCAGCCAAAAGAGGACGACUGGAGCGAUGUGCAUAAAGCGCGAGAGAGGGGCAGUGAUGCCUCCAGCAGUUCAGACUUUGAGGACGCCGACCUGGCAGUCGACGCGCAGGACUGCAGCGAUAUGCAGACCACCAGCAAGUGCAGAAAAGGGCACAGUGGUGGCAAGAGCAGAGGUAAUAAUGUUGCUGGCAUGGGUGGUCACCUGACUUCAGUCCAGUGGCACCAAUCCGCACAUUGCAGGUGCUGGAAGCAGGGAGGCGGGCAAAAGACCAAAUGUCGUUGCCGGGGGCAGGUGUGCAUUCCUCAGGCAACGCACAAGAACAAGUCUCAGGACAAUGCAGGGUGCUUCAAUCGGGUGGGAAUGAGGCCAGUGGUCACAGUCCCCCGCAAAAGCUCCAAGUCAAGAGGCCGCAGGAUUGAAGACAAGGGAUGCUGGUCUGGGAGCCGCCAGGUCACAGGUGGCUGGAAAUCUGGCGCUCCGGGUGGGAGGGUGGUCAGCCUGAGACAAGGGGCGUUCGGUGUGCCUGAGGCUGGCGUUUCAUCGGAGGCUGCUCACAAGACACUUGGUUCUGAGCCAGUGCACAGAUCCAGAAACUUGCCCAGUGGCCCUAUGGACGGUGGCCGAGGUAACGUGCGCAACAGCGACCUGGGCGGUCAUGGGAGGGGAAAUCAAGAAAAGGGCGCGCAUGGCACCCUCUUGAGCCCAGGCAGGAUACACCGCGUUGAAGUUGCCAACCGAAAAUUGCAGGGCAGCGUCCCAGCGAAGCCAACCAGACGAAAUGGUGAUGGCAAGGUGCUCAGCAAGCACCUCAGUGAGCCAGCUGCGAAUGGAAGGCCGAGGACUUGCACACCAGCAGCAACAGCAAAGAGCGCUGAUGCCGUGGCUGACAAGAGGCGCCACAAGAAAAGAAACAAGAAGACGGCUGGUGGCGGACGCCAGCGGCACCAGCGAGCACCCAAGGUGGACACGCAUGUGAUUUCGACGUGA
This is a messenger RNA of Ostreobium quekettii, 3651 nucleotides long. The record is from the annotation of a GenBank genome assembly. NCBI's taxonomy places the organism in Eukaryota, Viridiplantae, Chlorophyta, Ulvophyceae, Bryopsidales, Ostreobiaceae.